Molecule: messenger RNA, 2280 nt
Organism: Penicillium alfredii
Lineage: Eukaryota; Fungi; Ascomycota; Eurotiomycetes; Eurotiales; Aspergillaceae
Exons: 5
Coding region: 1-2280 (759 amino acids)
Biological process (GO): mRNA processing
Cellular component (GO): spliceosomal complex
Molecular function (GO): mRNA binding
Source: RefSeq, a predicted model, not a curated record
AUGUACAAUCCUUACCAGCCUCCCGGAAUUUAUGGGAGACCGCCUGACUAUGGCGCAUAUGGCGCACCUCCGGGGAUGGCGCCUCCUCCAGGGAUGGCCGCGCCCGGAACCGCUCCCCCCUCGGGCAUGCAACAGGCAAACAACCAGCAGCCUGGUCGCCCCGGGGGCUUCCCCGCGAAUUUCCAGCCCCCGCCGAAUAUGCCAAACAUCAAUUUCUCCGCGCCGGUCAUUCGACUGGGCACCUCGGGCCCUGCGAAACCCGCAGCGCCAGAGAUGGGCCGGGAGCGUGGACCGGAGGGCCCUGGCCGGCGUGGGGGUCUUGGGUCGGCAAGCAUGGAGGGUCAGCGCCACCACCCUCGCGAUGCCAUGGUGCAGCUCCAGCCCCCGACGCGGGACGAGAUUGUGCGCACGCUUUUCGUCGGUGGCAUCACCGAGGGUGUGGGUGGAGACGAGGGCAUUGAGCGAAUCAUGGGAUCGGCGGGACAUUUACGGCGAUGGAUUCGUGCAACGGAUGCCGAUGAGAAGCCCUGCCGGUUUGGCUUUGCCGAGUACGACGACCCCGAGAGUCUGGAGACGGCGGUGGAGGUGUUGAAGGACGUCGAAGUGCCAGUGAAGAGACAGACACCGCGCGCAGAGGGCGAAGAGGAACAGGAAGUUGAAAAGAGCACGCUUCUGGUUGUCGUAGACGAGAGCACGACCAACUACCUGGAGCAGUUCAAUGCCAGCCGAGGCGAGCAAGAUCCCGAAGAGCGCCAGUCGCGCUUUGAUCUCUCCCGCAGUACCCUACAAACCGUCCUAGCGGGACUCUUCCACCCGGCUACCCAGACCCAAAAAGAGGAUGUAUCGGCGGUUGAUCGGGAAGGGGACGUCGAGAUGAAGGAGGGCGAGGUGACACAGGACGGAGAGGUGGUCACCAUCCCCAUCACCAUCGAAGACGAACUGGCCGAUAUCCCACCUGAAAUGCGUGCCAACGUGGCCAAGGAAAUUGCGGCGUUCCGCGAGCGAAGCAAUCGUCGGGACAUCGAACGACUGCGGCGCGAGGAGGAGAUCGAGUCCAUGGAGCGUGCGCGCAAUGCGGGCUCUCGUAUCAACCGGCUUGCCUCCCCACCUGCGUCGGCUCCUAGCGGCCCCGCUGGCGAUGCCAACGGCAUUCCCUUGGGCGCGCGUGACCGGGGCAUGCCCAACGCACCGGCCGGUCCGAAAGGAUUCGGGGUGCAGAUUCCUAAGGACUACCAGAAAGGGGUGUCAUUUGUCAAUGGCGGGUCGACAAACGGAGCUACAGGCUACAUUGAUCGUGAAGGUGAAGAAUCCGAUGCUAGUGACGAGGAGCUGGAACGCCGGCACCAAGCGAAGAAAGACGCCGAAAAAGAAAAGCAAUACCUGGAUCAGGAGCGCCGUUGGCUCAAUCGCGAACGAAGCCGAACUGCAGCUCUUGAGCGAGAGAAGAAGCGGGACAAGGAGGAAGACGGGAAAUUGCAGGCAGCGCAUGACGAGAUGGAAGAUCGGCUCCGCAAUUGGAACGACGACAACGAGGCCAGCCGGAAAGCCUCCGAGUACUACGCUGACCGUGGGGCCUGGCUCCGGAGUCGGGCAGCCUUCCGGGCUCGCGAGGCGAACCUGGACGAGACUGACCGUGCUGCCGAGGAGCGCGAACGGGCCCGUGCGGCGCACCAACAGGAACAGGCCCGCGGCAUGGCCGAUGACUUCCUUGCCCGCCAAGCAGAGGAACUGGAGGCCCGCACCCAGGCUCCCCGCGAGCCCCAGCGCUUCAAGUUGUCACUGGGUGCUGCCGCACAAAAGGCCCAAGCCGCAACCUCGCGCCGUACCGUGGCCGAGGUCGAAGGCCUGCUGGAGGACGAGGAGGAGCCCGCCGCAACCACGCGCCGACCACUCAUCCCGAUCAAAUUCGACUCUGCUGCCGAAGCCGCCGGCCUGUCGGAAGAGGAACGAGCCCAGGCCGCGCGCCAACUCGCCGCAGAGAUCCCGGCGGACAAGGAGGGAUUGUGGAAGUGGGAGGUCAAAUGGGAGUUUGUUGACGAAGCCGUCCUCAGUGACCAGAUCAAGCCGUUUGUGGAGAAGAAGAUCGUCGAAUAUCUGGGUGUGCAGGAACAGAUGCUCGUGGACGUGGUGGAGGAACAUGUGCGCAAGCAUGGGUCUCCUCAGGAACUGGUGGAACAGCUGGAAGAGGCUUUGGACGAGGAGGCCGAGGUGCUGGUCCGGAAGCUCUGGCGGAUGAUCAUCUUCUUCUCGGAGAGCGAGAAACGAGGGCUGUCGGCGUAA